AACAAUAAGAUGAUGACCUGAAGAUCAUGACUGAGGCAUCGAGCAUUGACUCGUUGCUCGCCAGUCCAUACCAGCCUGCCAACGCUCUAUCUUCGCUUCUUUCUCCCAUUUACCACGUCGUAGAGUGAACUCUCCUGAUUGUCCAGCAGCAUCAAAGAUGCGCUACCACUUCACGUCCUCCCCAUCUACCGGCCUCGCUCUACCUCUGGCGGUCCUGCUCUGCGGCCUCGCCCUACUUCCCGGCCUGCUCAACGUCGUCCUCGCCCUGCCUGCAGGGGGCAGAGCCAAUCACCAACUCGACGGUGGUCUUGGUCUCACCAUCCGCGCUCGCCCGCAUCGCCUGGUCAAGAUGGCUUGCGAGUACUACAUCAUCGCCUGCGGGGCGCAGCAUCGUAAUGGGACGAAGAAGGGGGGUCCGGACACGCUGCAAGGUGGGGCUACGGGGGUGCGCUUGGAGCUUGGCGAAGAGAAAGAGCCCUUCAGUGGGAAGCGAGAGGGGGAUGGGUGUGGUGGGGAGGGGAUAGGGUGCGUGCGCGGUACGGAACACCGAGAACUUGCAGGAUUGAGGAGGGGCUGAGUGCGAGUAAAGUGUGACGGCAUGAGGCGAUCUUGAGGUCGAGCAUGCGAUGACUCCUGUCUCGUUGGUGAUAGGCGUCCAUGCAAAACACAAACCGUGGUCAGAUCAGACGAGUUUGAAAGCUACCGCACUGCCUUGUCACGACAUUGGAUCAUUCCUUGGUAAUCGAUCUCAGCUUUCUUCUGCAACAUGACCUCGUCAAUCGCUCGCACGC
Molecule: messenger RNA, 791 nt
Organism: Jaminaea rosea
Lineage: Eukaryota; Fungi; Basidiomycota; Exobasidiomycetes; Microstromatales
Exons: 2
Coding region: 158-577 (139 amino acids)
Source: RefSeq, a predicted model, not a curated record